Messenger RNA from Ochlerotatus camptorhynchus, 2780 nucleotides. It is a transcript of the gene Grd, whose product is annotated as Glycine receptor. The record is from RefSeq and is a predicted model, not a curated record. Gene Ontology annotation, biological process: nervous system process; chloride transmembrane transport; signal transduction. The transcript has 8 exons. Gene Ontology annotation, molecular function: chloride channel activity; neurotransmitter receptor activity; GABA-A receptor activity. NCBI's taxonomy places the organism in Eukaryota, Metazoa, Arthropoda, Insecta, Diptera, Culicidae. The coding region runs from base 955 to 2712 and encodes 585 amino acids. Gene Ontology annotation, cellular component: neuron projection; plasma membrane; synapse.
GGGAACAGCUCCUUUGGACGGAUUCCAAAGCACAUUUUGCUAACUGCCAUUCCAUUGUGGUGGUGGUGUGGGACUUCAGAGAAAUCUGGUUUCUUUUAAUCUUUCAAUUUUUUGCCACUUAACAGUGCGGAAGUACCCUUCUGUUGGUUUGUUCUUGAAGGCGCUUGAUACCGGAAGAAUAUGAUGAUGACAAUGUGCGGUGGCGCGUCGAGGAAAGUUAGGAAAAUUGCCCGCGUCUCUAGGGCCCCGCAAGGCACUCGGGAAGGAUGUGAAAUUUAAUUUUGAAAAAAUUAACCGAAGGGCCGUUGUUAACAAUUGAGUGGCAAACGUUGCAAACUGUUUUCAAGCAAGGAAGCUUAAUCUGCUUGUGCUAGUGAGCGUGUAUGUACAAGGAUGUGAAUGGGAAUUAUUAUGGUGAUUUUUUUUUCUUCUUCUGAAUAAUAAUAGUCAAGUCUAGUAACAAACUAGAGUGUGAAGGUGGUGAAUAAAAAAAUUUGCUGGUAACAGUAUUAAUUUGUGUUUUUACCGGCAACGAUGUAAGAAAAGGAAACUGCAGAGCAGCGUACGCCGAUGGAUGAAUCCUUUCUGUGCAAGUUUCCACUUUUUAGCCAGUUCAGCAAUGUACGGAAGGCAGAAGCAGCAGUUUAAAUUAAAGACCACUAUUGGAUGAAGAUAAAUUCGCCUCAUCAGCAUCGUCUCUAUCUCGGCGGUGUGCAAAGUGGUGACCCACCGACCCUGAGAGCAUCCUCAACUACUACAUCUGCAGCGUCCUGGCCGUCUCGUAACCGUAACACAAAAACCACCAGAAACCACUAACCAGAAAGAAACGAAGGAAUCACCAUACACCACUAUCCGAAAGCGUCCGUUCUGGAACCGCUGCUAGUCAAGUGAUUCUCGUCGUGACAUUCCGUGUAGUUCCGCGCAGUAAAAACGACGACCUAGGCGAAACCAAGUAUGGCACCAUCGACGACAGCAGCUUCACCGUUGCUACGAUGGUGGCCCUGUGGCGGCAGCAUCGGCAGCACCACGACGACGGGCUUAAUGAAAGCAAAUUUAUUCAUUGCCAUCAACCGAAUCAUCUUCAGUUCCUUCAGCAGUGCCGUGUUCGGGAUCGGAACGUCGUUCUUCUGGGCUGCUCACACUGGCUCGCCGGGACCCGUCGUCGACGCUGCCAUCCGGCUGACGCAACGUAACAAUCACGGAAACAUUUCCGAAUUAUUGGAUAAUUUAUUGCGGGGCUACGAUAAUAGCAUACGACCGGACUUUGGCGGGCCACCCGCUGUCAUUGAAGUCGACAUCAUGGUACGAAGCAUGGGACCGAUUUCGGAAGUGGACAUGACCUACUCCAUGGACUGCUACUUCCGUCAGUCGUGGGUCGACCGACGGCUUGCAUUCACCGGGGAGUAUGAAACCCUAGCUCUGAGCAUUUCCAUGCUUGGGCGGAUCUGGAAACCGGACACGUACUUCUACAACGGCAAACAAAGCUACCUGCAUACCAUAACCACACCGAACAAGUUUGUGCGCAUUAACCAGGACGGUCGGGUGCUUUACUCUAGUCGACUCACCAUCAAAGCGGGAUGCCCCAUGAACCUCGAGGACUUUCCGAUGGAUAUCCAGAGAUGCCCACUCAAAUUUGGGUCAUUUGGAUACACAACGCACGAUGUCCUGUACCGGUGGAACAGUGGCCGCUCAGCCGUGGCCAUUGCCGAGGAUAUGAAGCUGUCUCAGUUCGAUUUGGUUGACUGUCCUGCGGGCAACAUGACGGACAGCGUCGUCCACAACACAGCCUUGGCGGGCGCAACGGUGCUCAACGCGGACGAUGACAUUGAGACGAAACUAUAUGUUUCGAAUUACUCGAUGCUGCUGGUAAGCUUCCACCUUCAACGUCACAUGGGCAAUUUCCUGAUCCAGGUGUACGGGCCGUGUGUGCUGCUGGUCGUUCUUUCGUGGGUUUCUUUCUGGCUAAACCGCGAAGCCACGGCAGAUCGCGUAUCCCUCGGCAUCACCACCGUGCUCACGAUGACCUUCCUCGGUCUGGAAGCCCGCACGGAUCUACCGAAAGUUCCUUACCCAACGGCGCUGGACUUUUUCGUGUUCCUUUCGUUUGCAUUCAUUUUCGCGACCAUCAUCCAAUUCGCAGUGGUCCACUACUUCACCAAGUACGGCUCCGGCGAGUGCUACUUCAAUGCAGACGAACUGACAUCCAGCUCUGAUGAGGACAGCGAUCAAGAAUGCGGUGUCAACGGCGGAGACAGCUCCCAUCUUCAUUCGAUCAAAAUCUCAUCCAAAUGCUCAACCGUAACCUCCAUCAGCGGAGCCGGUGGAACCGAUUCCAAAGUGAUAGAAGUAAUCCCGCUAUCGAUGUGCUCAAUUCCGAUGACACCGGUCCGAAAGUCCUCGAAAACCUCCUGGGCCGACCUUUCCUGUUUUGGCAGCAAGAAUGAGGACGUUCCUCCUAGCUUCGAAAGUUCUUCAUUCUCAACACCGGUGCCGUCGACCAAGCGAAGUUCGCUUCAGCUGCCUCUAGGUGGUUCCAUCCAAACUCAGCGACGUCGGAAGCGAAAGAAAAGGACACCCCGCUUCAAUUCGGUGUCCAAGAUAGACCGGGCAUCAAGGAUUUUCUUCCCACUGCUGUUCCUGGCCAUCAACGUGUUCUACUGGGUUCUGUAUUUGUCGCGAAGCGCACGAUUGCCACAGCAACAUAAAAAUUAAACUCCGAAGUAGUAAUAACGAAACAUGUGUUCAUGGCGUCCCUAGGAAAGCUGAAGAACGAAGGAAAA